Molecule: messenger RNA, 390 nt
Organism: Cetraspora pellucida
Lineage: Eukaryota; Fungi; Glomeromycota; Glomeromycetes; Diversisporales; Gigasporaceae
Source: the annotation of a GenBank genome assembly
AUGUUAAAUAAUCAACUAACAAUCAAUAUCUUGAGAGAAUUAAACUCUAGGCUUGCAUUUAAAAUUACUGAACUUAGAAAAGAGAAUGUUGAGAUUCCUGAACUUAGAAAAAAUUUUUCCAAAAGUUGGAAAUUAGAACAGAAGCAAUCGAAAACCAAUGAAAAGAACAACUUUAUUGUUAAAUCAGAUGAUGAUGUCAAGAAAAUCAAUCAAUCUUUAGUCUGUAAAGCAGGAUACUCUGUAUCUAAUACCACUUCUACCAAAAUAAAAAAUUCUAAUGAUACUAAUAUAUCUGACACUACUUCAAAUUCUGAUGUUGUUUCUGAACAAAUAGAAAAUAUUUCCAAUAACAUAACCGAUUCAGAUUCAUAUCAGGAAAAGGAUAGCUAA